CAACUCCUUCCGCCUCUUCUUCGACGUCAUCGUCAUCCUCGUCUGCUCGCUCUCCUUCAUCCUCUGCGCUCGCUCCAUCAUCCGGGGCCUGAUGCUGCAGCACGAAUUCAGCCGGUUCUUCCGGCACCGUUACAACCAGAACGUCUGCUUGUCGGACCGCAUGGAAUUCCUCAACGGUUGGUACAUCCUCCUGGUGAUCAGCGAUGUCCUCACCGUCUUGGGAACCAUCAUGAAGAUCGGCAUCGAGUCCAAGAACUUUGCCAGCUACGACGUCUGCAGCAUCCUCCUGGGCACCUCCACGCUGCUGGUUUGGGUCGGGGUCAUUCGCUACCUCACCUUCUUCCAGAAAUACAAC
This is a messenger RNA of Egretta garzetta (little egret), 355 nucleotides long. RefSeq names its product mucolipin-1-like. The transcript has 3 exons. Lineage: Eukaryota; Metazoa; Chordata; Aves; Pelecaniformes; Ardeidae. The record is from RefSeq and is a predicted model, not a curated record. The annotation marks the transcript as partial. Gene Ontology annotation, molecular function: NAADP-sensitive calcium-release channel activity. Gene Ontology annotation, cellular component: lysosomal membrane; plasma membrane.